Molecule: messenger RNA, 387 nt
Organism: Cebus imitator (Panamanian white-faced capuchin)
Lineage: Eukaryota; Metazoa; Chordata; Mammalia; Primates; Cebidae
Gene: LY6K
Product: lymphocyte antigen 6 family member K
Exons: 3
Coding region: 1-387 (128 amino acids)
Biological process (GO): binding of sperm to zona pellucida
Cellular component (GO): acrosomal vesicle
Source: RefSeq, a predicted model, not a curated record
AUGGGCCAGGUGGCAUCUGCCCAGCACCGCGUGGCCGCUGCCCCCACUUGGCCGCGAGAACAGGGAGCACAGGGGGCCCACGGCGCCUGGAAGCCUCCGGGGAGCCUCGCCUCCUGCGGCUUCCCCCAGGGCAGCGACGUAGGUGAGGAUAGAAUAUGGUGUCACGUUUGUGAGAGAGAAAACACUUUCGAAUGUGAGAACCCAAGGAUGUGCAAAGUGGAAGAGACAUACUGCGUGCUAGCGGCCGUGACGACCCCUAGACCCACAUUCCCAGUGCACGUGGACAGGCCACACCAUGCAGAAGCCAGCCCCUCCCCAAAGCGGCAUUCAACACCCAGGCCUGGCCCUCAUGCUCCUGACCCCUCCUUGACACCCCUGCACCUCUAA